CAAACUAUGGUCAGGGUGUGACAGUCAAGUUUGAGAGAGCUUGACCUGGGAGGAAAGAAACUCCAGGAUUCAGGAGUGAGAUUCAUCUGUGCUGGACUUGAGAAUCCACAGUGUAAAUUGGAGACACUGAGGCUGGCAGGCUGCAGCAUCACAGAGGAAGGCUGUGCUUCUCUUGCUUCAGCUCUGAGGUCAAACCCCUCCCACCUGAAGGAGCUGGACCUGAGUGGAAAUACUCCAGGAGACUCUGGAGUAAAGCUGCUCUCUUCUGUACGAGAGGAUCCCCUCUAUACACUGGAGAGACUGCGGAUCAAGACACACAGACCAGUCUCACCUGUACCUAGCUGUGUCUCCAUGAAGAGUGACAGGUCUAUGCGACCUCCUAUUCACUUCAGGGAGGGAGACUUUUCCACUGAACAAAGGAUCAAGACAGACCGACUAGUCUCACCUGUACCUGGCUGUGUCUCAAUGAAGAGUGACAAGUCAUUGGGACUAAAUAUUCUCUUCAGGGAGGGAGAAUUAUCCACUGGGAAAAGCAGUAUCUCUGAGGAGAUUGACCAGUCAAUGGAUCACCAACCCAGAGUCCCUACUGAUGACAAAGUGUACAACACUGUUUCCACUAAGACAGAAAUCCAGGAGAAAAUGAAAUCCUACUUGAAGAAUAGGGCAUAUUCUUUAUUUGAAGGCUUUGAGGAUCAAGCCAAAAAAACACCUCUUAACAACAUCUACACAGAGCUCUACAUCACACAAGGUGGAAGUGGAGAGGUUAAUUAUGAACAUGAGGUAAGACAGAUUGAGACAGCAUGCAGGUUUCCAGUAGAACAAGAGACAUCAAUCCAACUCAAUGACAUCUUCAAACCCUUACCUGGACAAGACAAGCUUAUCAGAACAGUGCUGACAAGGGGAGUUGCUGGCAUUGGAAAAACAGUGUCUGUGCUGAAGUUCAUGUUGGACUGGGCUGAAGGAAAAGCAAAUCAAGACAUCCAGAUCAUCUUUCCACUUCCUUUUCGGGAUCUGAACUUGAUGAGAGAUAAAAAUCAGAGUCUGAUAGAACUACUUUAUCACUCCUUUAUAGAAACAAAAGUAUCAGAAAUCUCAGAAAACAAAAAUAUUGUGUUUGUUUUUGAUGGUCUGGAUGAAUGUGGCCUUCCUCUGGACUUCCAGAAUAAUAAGAUCUGCUGUGAUGUCACAGAGUCAACUUCAGUGGAUGUUCUUCUGACAAACCUCAUCAAAGGGAAUCUGCUUCCCUCUGCUCACAUUUGGAUAACAUCCCGACCCACAGCAGCCAAUCAGAUCCCUCCUGAGUGUGUUGACCAGGUGACAGAGGUACGAGGGUUCAAUGACCUACAGAAGGAGGAGUACUUCAGGAAGAGAAUCUCUGAGGAGGACUUGGCCAGCAGAAUCAUCUCACACAUAAAGACAUCAAGGAGCCUCCACAUCAUGUGCUACAUUCCAGUGUUCUGUAGGAUUUCAGCCACUGUCCUAGAGAGACUAUUGACUGAAACAGAGAGUCGAGAGAUCCCCAAGAAUCUGACUCAAAUGUACGCUCACCUCAUGAUCUUCCAGUCAAAACUGAGGAGUCAGAAAUAUCCUGUAAAGCCUUCCAACGAUUUUUACUGGGAUAAAGAGAUGAUUUUGUCACUGGGAAAAUUGGCUUUUCAACAGCUAGAAAAAGGCCAUCUGAUAUUCUAUGAGGAAGACCUGAGAGAGUGUGGCAUUGACAUCAAGGAUGCGUCUGUGUACUCUGGAGUGUGCACUCAGAUCUUCAGAGAAGAGUCUGGGCUUAACCAGAUGAAGGUGUACUGUUUUGUACAUCUGAGUAUCCAGGAGUUUCUGGCUGCACUAUAUGUGUUCCUCAUGUUCACUAACAACAACAACAAUCUGAUGGCUAAAGAGAAAUCCUCUGCAACAAAAACAGUCUAUAUGAAGAUGCAGUGGACAAGGCCUUGCAGUUUGAAAAUGGCCAGCUGGACCUUUUCCUCCGCUUCCUUCUAGGCCUUUCACUGCAGUCCAAUCAGCAUCUCCUACAAGGCCUACUGACACAGACAGGAAGCAGAUCACAGAGCAACAAGAAAACA
This is a messenger RNA of Oncorhynchus tshawytscha (Chinook salmon), 2075 nucleotides long. Its product is annotated as protein NLRC3-like. Lineage: Eukaryota; Metazoa; Chordata; Actinopteri; Salmoniformes; Salmonidae. Bases 352 to 1992 code for a protein of 546 amino acids. The transcript is spliced from 6 exons. The record is from RefSeq and is a predicted model, not a curated record.